AUGGUGGCGGAGAUUGCGUUCGAGAUUUCACCAGAGAUCAUCGGUUAUCACUUCGUGUUUCUCUUGAUGCAGUCCUUGGUUCAAGGAAUAUCAGCGACAUAUCUGAAAUCACAAAGGAAUAAGUUACGUUUCCGGCAACUUCCUCCGGUUAUGGAGGCUUUUCAUUCAUGGUUCGUCGUUGGAAUGUGUCAAUGUUUUGAUUUCUUCCAAGACCAACCCGUUAUCUCCGUGAUGCCCAAUAUCCGAUCAAUGGAUGUGUUUGAAUGUAUAUUCCAAAGAGGCAUAAGGUGUCUCGAUCAGCGAAUUUGGGAUCCGGGUAUAGUUUAUUCAUGGGGAAUCGAAGAAUCGAUGCAAGAGAGGAUAUGGAGUAUUAUCAAUAACAUUAGACGACUAUGGAGUUUCAUCCAAGAGAUGAUAGCCAAAAACGAUUGA
This is a messenger RNA of Arabis nemorensis, 432 nucleotides long. The record is from the annotation of a GenBank genome assembly. NCBI's taxonomy places the organism in Eukaryota, Viridiplantae, Streptophyta, Magnoliopsida, Brassicales, Brassicaceae.